AACCCCUCGUCACGGUAGACCCUGCCGCAUCCGUUGAUGUGUCACGCCCCCACGGCCAACGGCAGCCAGCUCUCGCUAGAUCAAUGCGACGAGAUCCUGUCCCCGUUCUUUAAAUCAGCACCGUCCGGCCGGGUAGCAGUAGCGGCAGCAGCAGCCGCAGCAACCACCGACGAAGAAGCAGCCACAUAUCCCCCCGGCCCACAAGGCGACCGACAUCGAGACCGACAAGCCAUGGCAGACCCUCGGGGUGACUGCAGCCCUGGCGGUGCUAGUGGGGGUGCACCGACAAAGUUAGGUGAAGUGGAUCCUUGUUCCCGGGGCGAUACAGCAGUAGCAGCAGCAGCAGCAGCAGCAGCAGCAGCAGAUAGCCCAGCCCCCGAGGCCAACGCGAUCCCUAGCGGGACUUCCCAUCGCCCCCGAAGAGGUAGCAAACGCUCCCGAAAGAAGAUUCGCUUCACCGGGGCAAUGGGCCAGUUUUUGGACGGACGGGGGGUUUGGAACGACUUUGCUGUGAUGGAGGCCGAGCGAAAGGCGGGCCUAAAUAUGCCGCAGUUUCUGCAGCAGCCAGACCACCAGCAGCAGCACAAUCAGCAAAUCCAAAAUAUGCAGCACGGAAAGGGGCAGCACGAGGAGGAGGAGGAGGAGGAGGAGGAGGAGGAGGUUUCAGGGAACGAGGGUAGGGAGGGAGGCACGAGUGAGGAGGAUCGAAAUGCAAAGGAUCAGGGGCGAAAGGGAGCGCCGUUGGACGGAGGGGGCACGGGUAGCGGCAGCGAGGAAGCAACACCUUCUGACGACGUUGUUGCCGAUGGCAUCAGCUGUUGGAGGUCGGCGGGCGGCAUCACUACCGCCAUCACGGAGGAUCUGCACACCGUCGACACAGUACCGUCUGAUACAGCGAACCCCGGCACGAGCACUGGAGACGCACCCCGUCUGCCCAGUCAAACAGCAGCAGGAGCGGGGCAGCAGCAGCAGCGGCAGAGGGGUCCGUGACGCGGGGGUAGAAGAGACGGUGAUGGAAUAACUGUUGUGGGCGCGGGGGUCUGCCAGUUGGAGCUUGGGGCGCCUGGCACCACCAAUAAACUUCUGUAAAUACCAAGGAUGGGAACAGGGCUGCAAAACACACUGGUAGGUUGGCCUGUAUGAAAGUUAGUUGCCCUUACGGCACCGGGCGUUGGAUUUAUGUAUAAUGGGACGGGAGGGGGGGUCAUGUUGAUAGGGGUGACAGGGUGUCAUUGGUCUUUUGUCAAGUAUCAGUAUCCAUGCCAGCAGGCGUUUUGUAAAUGCCAAACCAACCAGCGGGUUCGAAAGUUCCCGAUUGUUAGAGAGGAAGGGAGAGAGAGACUCGAGAGGAGAGUGAGCCGGCAGGAAGAAAACGGUUGAUAAUUGGUGUAGAGACUGGGGGCUAGCUGGCUGUGAACAGAUAAGAUUAUGGUACUUAUAUUCAAAAUUGUUCUCGUUCAGUGAAGUGGGUGUUUUGACGAUCACAAGAAAGAGACAAGAGAGGGUGGAGGUAACCUACUCGCAGUGGUGACAGUAGUCUGUCAAUUUCACUUCCAAUUCAAUUGCGUUGUAUUCGAGAGUGUGAUUCUUUGGGGGCGGGGUUUGAUGUAGGGUACCCGAAGAAGAGAUGUUUGUGUUGACGCCUGCAUGUGUGUGCGCACGUGAAAGACACGGGAAGCUAGUAUACCAGAAACCUGAGUGAAUUGUGGAGGCCAGCUCUUUUGAUGACUUGCCAUUGGUUGGCUGCCGUAGGUGGCUAUCUUAUCGCUGAACGGCUUCUCUUCUCUUCUGCUACGCUACCUCGUGUGUGUGUGUUUUUUAUGUUUUCCGUGAGAUGCCGGAGUAUUGCAGCUGCCUGUUUCUCUGUCUCGCGACAUUUUGGUGGUUGGUUGUACUCGGGAGAAAGCGUGUCACUAGUCGUUUCAGCGAAACCUGGGUGUGGGGAAGCCACAACCGACACGUGAUAUAGCACCGUCUCACUGAGUGCAAGUGGUUCAAAACAGAAAUCGUGCGGCCCUGCGCAGUCGUUCUGCUGUUGUUGCAUGGCGUAGUCCCGUAAUUGGAGAGCUGCACAUUUCUUUCGAUAAGCAGGAUUGCUUGGUAGGAGGGGGGUGGGCUGUGGGGGGGGGGGGGAGAGCAGCAUUUUACACUAGCAGGCGUUUUUGGGGGAUGGGAUAAGGAGGGGGAGGGAUCACGGAUCAUGCCAGUGCUGCUGUAAAAAGGGACGGCCUCGUCUUUGAGAUGGCAGUGUAGUGUUGCGUCUACAGGCGUUUUUGGGGGAUGGGAUAAGGAGGGGGAGGGAUCACGGAUCAUGCCAGUGCUGCUGUAAAAAGGGACGGCCUCGUCUUUGAGAUGGCAGUGUAGUGUUGCGUCUACAGGUGAGGUCAUGUGGUAAAUGAUCAACAUUCGAAUUUCUUUGGCAAGCACGCUAUUUAAUAAAAAAAUCCGUUACACACGGGUAAAGAGAAUGUUGUGAAAGCAUAACCUCGUGCUAGCGUUGGUUAUAAAGGAUACGUAUGGGACUGUGCUUGGUUUCGUUUGGUGUGCGGUAGCGCUGAAGCUCACGAUGAUGGUGUCUAGUGACCACGACUUGGGGUAUGUUUUUGUGCGGCGGAUGAUUUUCGAUGUGUGCAGGUCCGAUACCCCAAUGUUGACGUGGUUCGUCGAGGAGGCCAGCUGUUGGCCUUUCCGUGUGAAAUUUUCGUGCGAGCGGUGGGAAACGGAGUUCAUGAUAGUAUAAAUAAUUUUUUCUUGUUCAUGUUUGUUGUGUCUCGUGUCGUUGUGAAGGGCAGCCGGUUUUUCGGUUCGCCGUGCCCCUGCCCUUGCGAAUACCUAGGAGCGCGGCCAUUCGCUCGACGGUUGUGUCCGAGCUUUGUACGGGUGGGGGGCGGCGGCGAUGACUUGGUUUGGCCUUUGAUGGCAUACUUCCGAGGGGUGUUGCUCCUCUGGGGCUUCACAAUGCUGUCAAAUAACUCGAACAGUUUCAAAAAGUGUGUCUUUUUU
This is a messenger RNA of Ectocarpus sp. CCAP 1310/34, 3003 nucleotides long. The record is from the annotation of a GenBank genome assembly. Lineage: Eukaryota; Phaeophyceae; Ectocarpales; Ectocarpaceae.